AUGGCGCUCUCAUCGCGGUACACGACCGCGACAGCCUUCCUCGAGCACGCCUCGACGGCAGACUUCUUCUCCUACACCGUCCCGACCUCUGCGCCCAUCGACGAGUCGGCCCCUCCUCCAACUCUCGCGCAGGAAGACCACGCUCUCGCGACUUCGACGUGGUUCCCGAGCGCCGAGGAGGGCGGACAGUCGACUGGAUUUGUGCUCUCGAGGAUCGUGGAAGAUGCGUAUACACUCGAGCUGCGGUGGUGCGCGUUCAGCCGGACGGCCAGGCAGGAGGGGGACUCGAUGGACCAGGACGGCGCGGUGAACGCCUUUGAGGACCUCGACAAGCACCCUGGGACCCUUCCACCUGUCCGCUUCACCUUUCCCUCCCGACUCGUCCCGACCCCGUCUUUCGUCGUGACCGGCUCCUCAACCGACAAGCAACUCCAGAUCUACUGCCUCACCGAAGCCGGGUACCUCUACAUCCUCACUUUCUCCCUCUCGAGCCUGUUCUACGCGGCAGAAGGGUUGGGCGAGGGAGAAUGGAGCGACGAGUACAGGGUCGAGAGUCUCGCGGGACGGACGCCGGUGCUUGUGCAGGGCGUGGACGAGGGGAGGGUCGUUGUGGGUUGUGCGGACGGCUUUGCGGUCUGCGUCGAGCUCGCGGAAGGGAACGACGCAGGACUGGUCGAAACGGAACUCCGCAUGCCCUCCUCCUUCUCCGUCCGAUCGCUCAUCCCCUCCUUCUCGACUCGCAACCUCGCUUCGCCAACAAAAGGCACCUUCCAGUCCGCCUCUUCCCUCGCCGCGCCCAACCAGCUCCUCUCAGUCGCCUGCGUUUCGUCAGCCACCGACGCCAACAGCCCGAGCUCGACUUUCGCUUUCGGUGUCACGCGCGAUCGCAAGUUGCGCAUCUGGAGUCUUGAGUCGGGUGCAUGCUUCCGCGCCAUCGACCUCCCGCGCGCCAAGUCCUCCUCGACCGCCCUCACUCUCGCCUCCUCCAACCCGUCUAUCGACUCGCCUCAAGUGUCGCGCAACGGCUCUCUCCUCUCGCCUGCGCCGCAGACGCUCGUCAAGCUCGUUCAGGGAUCGGAGUUGACCUCGUACCCCGCCUACCUCGCCCUCUUUAGCCCCGCAACAAGCGCUUCGCCCGCCGCUUUCAUCCUUUACGGCCUCGCAACGGACGCUUCCUCAGGCGAACUGAGCGAGCUCGAACCUGUCGCGGAGCGAACGUGCCCGUCUGGCUCGAUCGGAAGUCUCGUCGACUUUGUAGUCGCGAGGAUGGACUUGUCGGGCGAUGCGAGCUGGACUUUGUGGACGUGCUGGGACGAGGGAGGGGAGACGGAGAUCCACACGAUCAGUCUCGGCGAGCUAGAUGCGCAGGCUGCCGAGACGGUCGAGGACGAGUGGGUCGUGGUUGAGCGAGGGGCGGCGGCCAAGACGGCGACGUGGACUGCGGCAUACUUCGAUGACCAGCUGCGCGAGUCGCCCGUCUCUGUCGCCGACACGUUCCUUCGACACAUCUCCUUCCCUGGCCGAUACCCUCCAGCGACACUCGACCACGCCUUGCAGCAGUAUGAGGAACUCAUCCUCUCGGAGCUCGAUACCGACAGCGUGACGGCACCGGCGCAGUUCGGUCUCGAUUAUGCGACGCUGCUCGAGCGCGCAGCAGCAAUUGUCGGGUCGACCGUCGUUCUGCAGCAAAGUCCGCAGACCGGAGCCUUCCUCCAUGACGAGUAUAACAAGCAGCUCAAGAUCGAGUGGCUGCGCUUCAUCGCCAUGCUCAACGAGUCGCGCUCUGUCGCCCUGUACCCGACCUGCCUUGCGCUCGACGAGGACCGAGGAAUCGCUGCCGUCUUCGGACGAGACAGCGUCACGGUGCCGAUUGUCCGCGAGGCCGUUCACACACUCCGAAGCUUGUCGACGCCGCAGCAGAUUCUCGCCGCCCAAGCCGAGCCCGAGGACCUCCUCGACCUUCCGCCCGCCCUCUCAGCCGACUACACCCUCCGCUCCGACAUCCUUCCCCUCCUCGCCAUCAUCCGCGACCUCCAGUCUCGCCUCUCAACUAACGACCUGCGCACGCUCGAGUCGCUCCUUCUCGAGCAGAUCAGGGCGCCGUUCACGGCCGACAUGGAGGACACCGCGCUCGACCUGUUCGAGAAGGCGCUCGAAUCGGCGCUUCUGGACGGCAGUGUCGCGCAGAUUGUCGCCGCGCUGAAGGGGCUCGACAGCUCCGAGCGGGCAGUCGACACGUUCCUUCGCCUCUUGACGAGCGAACAGCUCUCGCCCAUCGCGGCGAGUGCGGCCGAUGAGCAGCCUGCGACGGAUUUGUCGAACGCCCUUCUCGCCGAUGCGUUGUCAACGAGCAUUGAAGCGCGCUACGAGCUCGCCAAGGGUCUCGUCGCAAUCUUGCUCAUCGUCUGGGCGGGGGAGGACGAGGAGGCGGUCGAGGCAGACGUCGGCGUGGCGCCCGCCCCUCAGGAGCGCCUCUUCGCCCGUCUCGACCAGACGACCGCCGCAGCAAUGACCACUCUGCACGCCCUCGCCGCCAUGCAGUGGAUCGCAGCGGAACUCGCUCCGCCCACCGCCGAAGCGCUCGCUGCGGUGCAGAAGCAGCUCGGCUCACCCGGCGACGACGGCGUUCUCGAGCGCUUUGGCGAGCUACGGAUGAAGGACCACGACGGAGCGGAUGUCAUUCCCGUGCCCACGUACGGUCUUCUCCCGGCCCUCCUCCGCACACCCGACUUUGCCGCCUCCCUUCUUCCCGCCUCACGCUCCUCCCUUCCUGUCGCCCUUGCUUUCGCUGCAGCGGGCGUCUUCCGCGCCUUCGGCAUCCUCCCCUCUCCCACCGCGACGCAGCCCGAAUCGUCGACUGCCUCGACCAUCAUCGGCAUGCGGCUGCAACAACUCGCCUUGCCGGCACAAGCAGCUGAGUGGGUCGAGCUGUGGCCGAAGACGGCGGGGAUGAGCUAUGUCCGCGGCCGGGCCAUGCUGGACUUGCUCGAUGGCGAGGAGGCGAGCAAAGCUUUGGAGAAGGCGGCAAGCGGUCUUUACGGCGCAGAUCUGGUUGAUGAUGACGAUGACUCGGCCGCAGCCUUGCUGGCCAUCCUCCCAAGCGAAGUCGGAUCUUCGCUUGCUCGCUACUACCAGCACGUCGUCUCGCUGUUCGUGCCGACCUCGUUCGACGGCGCCAUCGCACGGUUCGCGCAGCUCGCCCUCGAUGCGCUGACGACGGAAGGCCUGCACGACGAGGUUGCAGAGAAGGACUUGUGGAUCAAGCUGUUCCGCAGCUACGCAGCACUCGGAGACUACGUCAAGGCGUACGAGGUCGUCAUGGCCGCCCCAUAUCACGAGACCCAAAUGACCUGCCUCGCCCACUUCAUCUCGGUCGUCUGCGAGAAUGGCGCUGCUUCGCUUCUCACGACUUUCUCAUUCUCCGGCCUCGAAGCCGACCUCGAGCGCAACCUCGCCUUCCGCGCCCGCAACUCGGACCCGCUCGCUCGUCCCAACUACUACCGCGUCCUGUACGCGUAUCACACCGCCAAGGGGGACUACCGAAGCGCCGGCACCGUCAUGUACCAGCAAGGCCGACGACUUGGCGAGCUCAGCUCCAAGCAGCCUGGCUCGUACCGCGACAUUGCGACGCUUCAGUGCCAGAGCUACCUUGCCGCGACGAAUGCAUUGUCGCUCGUCGCACGGGAACACGCCUGGGUCGCCGUGGUCGAGGACGAAGCUUCAGAGCGGGGUCACAAGCGACGCAAACUCGCCUACCACAUCCCGGAGGACGAGUUCGAGCCGUCUAUCGCCUCUCGCCAGCUGGAAGUGUUGGACGUCAACGACAUCCGCAAGGGGUACUGCAUCGCCCUCUCUCGCCUUCAGCUUUCGACUGAGUUUCCCGAGCUCGAGCGAACAAACUUCCACCUCGACCCGGACUCGGUCGUCGCCCUCUUCUCGCAAAUUGGCAACUUCGAACAAGCGUUCUGGGCGGGGCGAGUGCUCGAUGUCGACCUUUCCUCGCUCUUCGAGGUCAUUACCGAACGCUGCGUCACGUUGGCGCAGAACCCCGAAGGCGCGGAGGACGCAAGCUGGGUUGCCAUGUCGAGCGAGGCAGCAACCUGGGAAGGCUCGCUUCCGAGCAAGGCCUGGCGACUACUCGAGCGGCACCUCGAGCGACACGACCGCGACGUCGGCCAGCGGUAUCGCCUGGUCGUGCUUGAGCGGACGUUGGCGCUCAACCGAGGCGGAAAGAUUCCCUCUUUCUUGACCGAGCACGUCAAGCAGCACGACUUGCCUGCGCUUCUCCGCACGCUCAUCAAGUACGACCGGUUGGAUGAGGCGUUCGCGUUCAGCUUGGAUGCGCUCAAGUCUGCUCCGUCGCCUUCCACUCCUUUCUCGACGGCCGAGCCUUGGUCGUUGUACGACCUGCUCCUCUCCAUUCCUUCUGGCGACUCGGCGUCCUUGUCGGACGACGUUCUCAAGCAGCGGCAAGUCGAGCUUCGCGAAGCGGUAGAUGCGCGACUGGCGGCGCUGGACAAGGCGGACAAACAGGUGCGGAAGGCAUGA
Molecule: messenger RNA, 4548 nt
Organism: Rhodotorula toruloides NP11
Lineage: Eukaryota; Fungi; Basidiomycota; Microbotryomycetes; Sporidiobolales; Sporidiobolaceae
Product: nuclear pore complex protein Nup160
Exons: 9
Coding region: 1-4548 (1515 amino acids)
Cellular component (GO): nuclear pore
Molecular function (GO): structural constituent of nuclear pore
Source: RefSeq, a predicted model, not a curated record